AUGGCUCCUGGUGACACAGCAAAAACGGUUAUCAGAUUCGCGCGCUUCAAGAACGCGGUUCUUGAGCUCUUCGAAGCACCUCUUGAAUCCACCAAUUACAUUGCUUUCUCUCAUGUCUGGGGCGACUGGGCCUGGGUUUCGAUCCAGGGCAUACCGUACGAGGUCAAAGCAUCACAAGAGAAGGCACAUUUUAUCGCAACCCGCCUUCCCGCCUUGGUGGGUGAUGGUGCCUUUUGGAUGGACACGUUGACAGUCGAUCAGCGAAAUCCAGUUGAAGUCUCAGAGAUCGUGGAUGCCAUUCCCGAUAUCUUCAGGAUGGCAAAGAAGACAAUGGCGGUCAGGGAAUGCGACGGAUUUCAUGACUGCUGCAUCGCUGCUGUUGCUGGGUUCAAAAACUCCACGGACUUUACCGAAAGACUCUAUGAUCAUAGCCGUGACCGUAUCGACCAUCUCUGGGCUGAGUCGUACCUUCAGAGACUGUGGACCCUGCAGGAGUGCUUACUCUCUCAUACGAUUGAGUUUGUGGUUGGAGAUCACAACCAACCCAAGGAGCUCGCGAUGCGGGAGCGGGCUCGCGACGAUAGUGAUAUUAACCAUCCGACGACGCUCGGCGAUUUCCUCAAGCUGAUGGGACAACGCGUACCCGAGGCUUCGAACGCCUUUUCACGGCAUGUACACAUUACCUCGGAUGUUCAGAUCAAGGAACUAGAAAGCGAAUGCUCGCCAGACAUUUUCAUCGCCCGGCUAGAAGCCUGUUUUAAACAGUGCCAAAUGCAAUGGCUGGAAUCAUAUGGGGGUGGUGAGCUUGCCAAAUUCGGACAUCUUCCGGAUCAUCGUUGGAAGCUCGAUCACGCCGAUGCCAUGAGCUGCGGUUGGCUGCCCAUUGAUCCAGAGGAUGCGAUACGAGUGUCCGAUGACAGAAGUCACUCUUGUACGAACAUUGCCCCUGGACUGGGCUUCGUGGAAGACGAAAGUAUAGCGGAUCUCAGGAGCCUUGAUCAGACUGAGCAAGAGGCGCGCAUGAACGAGGCUAGCGAGUACGUACCACUCUUUGUGCAGGCCAGGAAGAUGAUACUCUACCUAAUGAACAAGGAAUAUGAGAUGCAUCAGAUGAGUAAAGCGCCGCGAGCAGAUUGGGCCUACCUCAAGCAACAGAUGCAAGGUCUCUCGUCAACACCAUUCCUAUGUACCAUGCUCCUCCUAGCUGGCAUGGUCAAUUGUCGCAUUCCAUUAUCUGCCGCUGCGUGGGUCAACAAGCUCUUCGUCCCCGUAUUCAUUCGCCACCACGAAACCUUUCUGCAAUGUCUGAACCAAUCUAUACACGUCGUGGAAAUAUACUCAUUCCUGGUGGUUUCCAAGUCUCUGCAAAGCAGCCCACUCCAGCAAACAGUAAGUGCGCGCCCUCUCCUUACCAUCUGCACUACCCUGGCUGACUAUGCACCAGAGAUGGCAGUUGAGAAACAUCACAAGUUCAUGGAUCCCGCGUCGAGCGUGUCUAGUAACCCGUUUCACAAACCGCGCCCUAUCGAGUCGGAGUCCGCCGAGAAGCUUGAGGCGCAGAAGGCCGACUACGAGGCCAGGAUCGCCGACAUGAGCAAAGUGUACCAGGCCAACUUCGAGAACACUAUCAAGGACUACGAGGCCAAGCUCAGCGAGAAGGAGAAACUCCAAGAGAUCGAGAUUGAACGCGUGAGGGACUUCAUCGGGCAUGAUGUCGUCGACAUAAAGAAAAAAUCCGAGACCAAGCUCAACCACCUCGCCGAGAACUACGAGGCCAAGAUUGCCCACUUAGAGAGCGAAUCGCAGUCCAAGCUCGAGAACACCAUCAAGCACUACGAGACCAAGCUCUACGACCAGAGGAAAUCCGAGCUCACGCUCAAGGGCAUACAAACGGACUACAAGACCAAUAUUGCAGAGAUGGAGGAAUAUAAUGCCAAGCUUUGUCACUCUAUCAGCGAGCACAAGACCAGGGAGAGCGAUAUGAAAAAGCAGUACGAAACCAAGCUUAACGACGAAAAGAAACACUGCGACUGGCUGCUCAAAGAAAUAAAGGGUGAAAAGAACUAUGAGAUCCAAAUCGACACGAUCAAGAAGGAACACGCACUAGAGUCUGAAGCCGCGCAGGAGGACUACGAGGCCGACCUCGACAGGCUCAAUCAGAGCUCUGCGAUUCUGCAACGUGCUUUCGCCGACCAGAGCUUGGAACUUGCAGCGCUCAAGGAGACAAAGACCAAGGAAGCCGACUUCCUCAGCAAGUCUGCCCAGCCAGACGCGGAAGCAAAAGAUGCAGGCCUGCUCGCUGACAAGAAGCCGGAUACCAAUGACAAGAAGCCCGAGAUCGACGCCCUCAAAGGCACUAUCGACGCCCUCAAGGACACCGUCAGUAUACAAAUGGUAGCCGCAGAAGAUCUCCGCGAGACUGUCAAGGACCUCCGAGAGCGCAAUGCAAAGCUCGAAGCAGAGCUUCAGAAGAAGUAG
This is a messenger RNA of Alternaria infectoria, 2478 nucleotides long. RefSeq lists its product as uncharacterized. The coding region runs from base 1 to 2478 and encodes 825 amino acids. Lineage: Eukaryota; Fungi; Ascomycota; Dothideomycetes; Pleosporales; Pleosporaceae. The transcript is spliced from 5 exons. The record is from RefSeq and is a predicted model, not a curated record.